Molecule: messenger RNA, 1370 nt
Organism: Patiria miniata (bat star)
Lineage: Eukaryota; Metazoa; Echinodermata; Asteroidea; Valvatida; Asterinidae
Gene: bud31
Product: protein BUD31 homolog
Exons: 4
Coding region: 114-548 (144 amino acids)
Biological process (GO): mRNA splicing, via spliceosome
Cellular component (GO): spliceosomal complex; nucleus
Source: RefSeq, a predicted model, not a curated record
AUAUCGCUAGCUAGCUUUCGAGCUGUCGAGAGUAGGAAAGGAAGAGAGAAACGUUUGAGUUUUGAUUGAACUCCUCAACCCCCCAGUCUGCCAGUGUUAUCUCAAACUACACCAUGCCGAAAGUGAAGCGAUCCAGGAAGCCACCGCCUGAAGGAUGGGAGUUAAUAGAACCAACACUCGAAGAAAUUGAGCAGAAAAUGAGAGAAGCUGAGACUGAGACUCAUGAAGGGAAGCGUAAAGUUGAAUCCUUGUGGCCCAUCUUCAAGACACAUCAUCAGAAAUCCCGCUAUGUGUACGACCUGUUCCACAAGAGGAAAGCCAUAAGCCGCGAGCUUUACGACUACUGCAUCAAGGAGGGUUUUGCCGAUAAGAAUCUGAUCGCUAAGUGGAAGAAGCAAGGCUAUGAGAACCUGUGUUGCCUGCGCUGCAUUCAGGCCAGAGAUACAAACUUUGGCACCAACUGCAUAUGCAGAGUCCCCAAGAGCAAACUGGAGGAGGGUCGCAUUGUAGAGUGUGUUCACUGUGGAUGUAGAGGAUGCUCUGGCUAGCAAGAGGAAAAAUGACGUCGAGGAAAUGUACAUCUAGGAACCUAAACUAUCUGAGACUCCAUAACUUCUCCAAGACCAACGUUUAACUAUUCUGGACAGCAAGAGCUACUUGCUGUUGUGAUUGUGUAUGCUAAAUGUGUAACUGAUGAGAGCCUUGACUGGAAUAUUUAGCACAUUUAAUAAUAUUCCUGGACUGGAAAUAACAGCCGAUGAUCAUUAACACUAUCCAUAACAUCACGGUUCUUGGUGCAAUAAUUACAUGUUGUCAAGGCAGCACUUCAGUGCAUGGUUGGCCAACAAUGGGGGCAUGCCAAGAGCUGGAUCUAAAGCCAUGCUUUUUCGAACGUGAAUAUUUGGUUAAUUUCUUUAGGGGUUGGAUACUGAAAAAUAUUGGCAUGCAUCUGGGUCAUUUUAUAAAUUUGGGGUCCCUUUUUUUUCUGUCCCUGUUACAUCUGACAUCUAUGAUUGAAUAAUUCUGAUGCACUCCUUAAUGCAGUCAUUCCUCCAAGAGUGAUUAUGAAUAUCAAACUACCUACCCAACAAAUAACAAAUAAUUUGAAGUCAUUCUUAAUGAUACUUGAAUGGCAAAUGACAAAGCACCAAGGUAACAGAGACAGGAAAAAUGACACACUUUGGAUCCUAAAUUUAUAGAAUGACAGGUCUGCAUUGUGUACACGUAUGCACAUUGACACCCCAGCGUUAAUAUGUAAAAAGAGAAUCUGAUUUUGUUAAUAGGCUUGUACAGUUCUGUGGUGGGUUUAAGAAUAAUCAAGUUUUGAUAAUGUAGAAACUGUUCUUGGUUUUAUAAUUUCUUUCAUACAU